Malus domestica (apple) is the source of this 1826-nucleotide messenger RNA. RefSeq names its product serine/threonine-protein kinase 52-like. Gene Ontology annotation, biological process: protein phosphorylation. Gene Ontology annotation, cellular component: plasma membrane. The record is from RefSeq and is a predicted model, not a curated record. NCBI's taxonomy places the organism in Eukaryota, Viridiplantae, Streptophyta, Magnoliopsida, Rosales, Rosaceae. Gene Ontology annotation, molecular function: ATP binding; protein serine/threonine kinase activity.
GAAGGAGACCAGAGUGGGUCAGAAGACUCAGAAGCACACGUUGAUUGUAGGCAACACCAUGUGCUCACAUGUCACAUGCCACUCUUCUUAUUCAUUCAUUUCAUUUCUUACCCCCUCCCCUCCCCUUUGCUCUCCUUCCUCCUCCUCCACAGCCCCCCUCUCUCUCUCAUAGUCACAGUCAAUACUCAUCAUUUCCUAGUCAAAACACAAAACAAAACGGAACCCAACUCGUUCAAUUUCUGAGCUUCUGAGGGUGAAAAAACCAGAAGCUGAAGCAAGAAAAAAAUGAAGGAAAGCUCAGAUGGGUUUGUGAGGGCAGAUCAGAUUGAUCUGAAGAGCUUGGAUGAGCAGCUGGAAAGGCAUCUCAACAGGGUCUUGACUUUGGAGAAGAACAAGAUCAUGAGAGACCCUGAAACCAAUUCCAACAGCAUCCACCUCACCACUACCUCCAACUCCAAUUCAACCGCUACCACAACCCCCACGACCACCACCUCCACUUCCUCCAUGACCCUCUCCAUCCCCAGGCGCCACCGCCAGGAGUGGGAGAUCGACCCCUCCAAGCUCCUCAUCAAGUCUGUCAUUGCUCGUGGCACCUUCGGCACCGUCCACCGUGGCAUCUACGACGGUCAAGAUGUCGCCGUUAAAUUGCUUGACUGGGGUGAAGAGGGUCACAGGACAGACUCCGAGAUUGCUUCUCUAAGGGCAGCUUUUACUCAAGAAGUUGCUGUCUGGCAUAAACUAGAUCAUCCUAAUGUUACUAAGUUUAUUGGGGCAACAAUGGGUUCAUCAGAUCUACAAAUACAGACAGAAAAUGGUCAAAUUGGCAUGCCAACAAAUAUCUGUUGUGUCGUUGUAGAAUAUCUUCCUGGGGGUGCUCUAAAAUCGUACCUCAUAAAGAAUAGGAGAAGGAAGUUAGCUUUUAAAGUCGUUGUCCAGCUGGCACUAGAUCUUGCUAGAGGGUUGAGCUACUUACACUCACAGAAGAUUGUCCACAGAGAUGUAAAGACAGAGAACAUGCUUCUGGACAAGACUCGUGCGGUCAAGAUUGCUGAUUUUGGUGUUGCUCGUGUUGAAGCUUCAAAUCCCAAUGACAUGACUGGGGAGACUGGCACACUAGGUUACAUGGCUCCUGAGGUCCUCAAUGGCAACCCGUAUAACAGGAAAUGUGAUGUGUACAGUUUCGGCAUCUGUUUAUGGGAAAUAUAUUGCUGUGAUAUGCCAUAUCCUGACCUUAGUUUCUCGGAAGUGACUUCAGCUGUGGUUCGCCAGAAUUUGAGACCGGAGAUACCAAGAUGUUGUCCAAGUGCGCUUGCAAACGUAAUGAAGCGAUGCUGGGAUGCGAAUCCAGACAAGCGGCCUGAGAUGGAUGAGGUAGUCACAAUGUUGGAGGCGAUCGACACAUCGAAAGGCGGAGGUAUGAUCCCUCAAGAUCAGUCUCAGGGCUGUCUUUGCUUUCGAAAGAAAAGAGGACCGUGAAGAUUUAUUCAUUGAAAGACCAAUUGGGAUAUGAUUGUUUUUAAGAUCAAAAGAGUCCAAUUUGUACUUAAGAUAGCAAACAGAAGAAAAGAUAUCUGGAAAAUCAAAAGGAGAUGAACAGAAAGGUGGUGGAAGGUAAUGGCUUCCGGGUAUACAUUGACGAGCAAUGCUAUUUCUCUUAUUAUCUUGGAGGAUGUAAAGCUUUUAUUUAAUAUUGUUCCCAUUUUUUUUUCCUUUUCCUUAAACGAAUGUGUAUUAAUUUGACUGGCACUACCAGCUUCUUGUAAGAUCCAUUAUAUACUAGUUAUAUUGUCAUGAAUUUAUGAUUAAAUUAACCAUAUUUCUGUAUC